Molecule: messenger RNA, 2969 nt
Organism: Ahaetulla prasina
Lineage: Eukaryota; Metazoa; Chordata; Lepidosauria; Squamata; Colubridae
Exons: 12
Coding region: 171-2426 (751 amino acids)
Biological process (GO): immune response
Cellular component (GO): external side of plasma membrane
Source: RefSeq, a predicted model, not a curated record
CAACCAGAGACGUCAUAGGAACGGGGUUUUUUUUUCCUACUAGUUGAGCUCGGCCAAUCGCCGGCUCGCUUUGGAUUAUUGCGCUAUUGAUCAAUCCGAGCGCCUCUUGCUUUGCCUUGGACUUUUCAGAAGAGCGCAGCGCAGGCGGAGGUUUCGGGACAGAGCAGAGGAUGGCUCGGCGCUCUGCGUCCCUGUGGCUCCUGGUGUUGGAGGUGGUCGCUUUGCAGCACAUGUGUCUCGGCUCCUCCUCACAUUCCCUCAAGGUCAUCUACUACGCUGUCUUGGAGCCCAGCCGGAGGCUGUCCCAAUUUGUUAUUCAGGGCUAUGUGGACGGUCAGAUCUUUUCUCGCUAUGACAGCAACAGCAGGAAGAUUCACCCUCGAGUCCCCUGGAUGGAGAAAUCGGGGAAGGACAUUCCCCAAUACUGGCAGACUCUGACUGAUAUAGCGCGUACCUACAAUGAUCUGUUCAGAGAACGCCUGGAGAAUCCGAGGACUCACUACAAUCAGAGCAAAGAUCUUCGUACGCUACAGGGCAACACACGCUGUGAACUCUCGGGAAAUGGGAGUGAACGAUACUUUUGGACGGAGGAGGUUUAUAAUGGAGAAAUCAAAGCCACCGUUCUCUGGUCUAAGUAUCUCUCCAGUGGAGACUGCAUUGGGUUGCUAGAGAGGUGCCUGUCUUAUGGGAACGAGACGCUGAUGAGAACAGAGAUCCCAGUAGUGACUGUGAGCAGCAGGUCAGAGGUGGAGGAUGGGAUGGAGACACACGUCUGCCGGGUCCACGGCUUCUACCCCAGGGAGAUCGAUGCCUCCUGGAGGAGGGACGGGGAAGUCUGGCUGGAGGACACUUUCCAUGGGUUUUUGACCCCCAAUGCGGAUGGGACUUACUACUAUUGGCUCAGCAUCCAGAUCGAUUCCAAAGAGAGGGACCGCUAUCGGUGCCAUGUGGAGCACGACAGCCUGCAGGAGCCUCUGGAGGUGGCCCUGAAGGCUCCAGAAUCCAACCUGGGCCUCAUCAUCGGCUGCGUUGUGGCUGGUCUUGUCCUGGUGGGGGUGAUUGUUGGGAGUUUGAUAUUCUUGAUUUACUCUCCCCCUCUUUUGAGUCCCGCACUUCUGCUCCUCCCCCAAGAGGAAGAGUUCCUAGGAAGAGAUUUUCUCCAAUGCCUGAAUCAGAUAAAACUUUCGCUUCCCUUUGGCAGCUUUUCUCGCCUAGCAACCCUUGACGACAUAAGAAUGCAUUUUUUCUAUUGGCCAAUCGCCGGCCCGUUCUGGAUUGUGGCGCUGUUUAUCACUGUGAGCGCGUCUUUCUUUGCCUUAGACUUCAGGAGAGGGGAGCGCAGGUUGAGGAUGGCGGGCAGGAUGGCUCUGCGCUUUGCGCCCCUCUUGUUUCUGGCGUUGCUGAUGGUCGACUUCCCGGAGAGCAGCUUCGGCUCCUCCUUGCACUCCCUAAAGCAUUUCUCCGCUUGCACCUCGGAAUUCAGUCAGGGGCAACCCCACUUUUUUCUUCUGGGGUAUGUAGACGAUCAGGUCUUUGUCCACUAUGACAGCAACAGCCAGAGGAUGCAGCCUCGAGUCUCCUGGAUGGAGAAGAUAAAGAAGGAGGAUCCCCAGCUUUGGGACAGAGAGACUCAGAGCAUACGUGAUAAUGAGGAGCUGAGCAGAACAAAACUGGAGUUUCUGAGAAGUGGCUACAAUCAGAGCGAAGGCUUUCACACACUGCAGUGGAUGUACGGCUGUGAACUCCGGAGUGAUGGAAGCAAAGAAGGGCUUUUGCAGUAUGCCUACGAUGGGAGGACCUUCAUCGCCUUCGACAAGGAGAACCUCACCUGGGUGGCUCACCAGCCCCUGGCUCAGAUCAUCAAGAAGACAUGGGAUGAUAUGCCGGGAUCUAAUCAGGGAUGGAAAUCCUACCUGGAGGAAGAUUGCAUUGAGUGGCUGCAGAAGCACCUGUCCUACGGGAAAGAGAUGCUGCUGAGGACAGACUCCCCGGUGGUGACAGUAAGCAGCAGAAUGGAGACUGAGGAUGGGAUGGAAACGCACGUCUGCCGAAUCGACGGCUUCUACCCUCAGGCAAUUGAUGCUUCCUGGACAAGGGACGGGAAGGUCUGGUUGCAGGACACCUUCCAUGGGACUGUGGUCCCCAAUGCGGAUGGGACCUACCACUGUUGGCUCAGCAUCCAGAUUUAUCCCAAUGACAGUGACCAGUACCGAUGCCAUGUAGAGCAUGACGGCUUGCAGGAGCCUCUGAACGCGGCCCUAAAGGCUCCAAAGUCCAACAAAGGGUUCAACAUUGGCUACCUUGUGGCUGGUCUUGUCCUGGCAUGUGUGAUUGUUGGGACUUUGAUACCCUUCAAGAAACUUCAAGCUAAGUACAGAAGAGCACCAAGUCCUUUGGAGGAUAGAUUGACUUCCUCUUCUCUUUGACAGCCCCUCAAAUAUUGGACGCCUGGUAUCGUGUCACCCCUAGUUCUUCUCUUCAUUAGACUAGGCCGGGGUGUCAAACGUGUGUUCAUCAUGUCAACGUCACGUGAUGUAUUGCGAGGGUGGGGGGGAGAGAGAGGGAGAGGGUUGGAAUCAGAUCUGAGUUUCUCCAUCUCCUUCCUCUAGCCAAUUGACCUUCUGGCUUUCUUUUCUUUUUUUCUCCAGCAGGUGACGAAGGAUCUGACAGUUCGUGCCUGAGUAAGUCAGAGGGAACUGUUCUUGAAUGAGCAAAAAUGUUCUAGCUCUUAAGAAGGCUUUUGGGGGGUUUGAAAACGGUUUGAAAAUGGGGAGGCCCCUUUUAAAGGGCAUCAUAAUACAUCCUUCAUGCGUUCCCUUUCAGAUCUGGUUCUGGUAAAAUAAUUAAAAUAAUUGGAGCCAAUUUGUUUUGGUCAUGAAAGCACCAGACUAGAAACCAGGAGACUGUGAGUUCUAGUUUUCCCUUAAGCACAAAAACCAGCCAAUCCCUCUCUCUCAGCCCAGCAGGGG